AUGGGAAAACACAACAGAACGGUGCUGAGCGAAUUCAUCCUCCUGGGAAUCACAGACCGCCCUGAGCUGCAGGCUCCACUGUUUGGGCUGUUCCUGCUCAUCUACGUGGUCUCGGUGGUGGGCAACUUGGGCAUGGUCACCCUCACCAAGGUGGACGCCAGGCUCCAAACCCCCAUGUACUUCUUUCUCAGACACCUGUCUCUCACAGAUUUUGGUUAUUCCACAACGGUAGGACCCAAGAUGUUAGUAAGUUUUGUCGUGGAUGAAAAUAAAAUCUCCUAUUAUUUUUGUGCCACACAGCUGGCUUUCUUCAUCAUGUUCUUUAUCAGUGAACUUUUCAUUCUGUCGGCAAUGGCCUAUGACCGCUAUGUGGCCAUCUGUCACCCUCUGCUCUACACUGUCAUGAUGUCACCAAGGUUAUGUCGUGUACUAGUGGUGAUCCCUUAUAUCUAUAGUGUCAUUUUGUCUUCUCUGACCAUCCUAAAAAUUUUCACUGCAUUGUUCUGUGACUCGAACGUCAUUAGGCAUUUCUACUGCAGCAGUCUGUCCUUGAUAGCUUUGCUAUGCUCAGACACACAGGAAAUUCAACUGAUAAUUCUGAUGUUUUCUACUUUUAAUCUGGUGUCCUCUCUUCUGAUAGUCCUUGUGUCCUACAUUCUGAUCCUUGUCAUCAUCCUUAGGAUGAACUCUGCAGAAAGCAGGAACAAGGCUUUCUCCACCUGUGGCUCGCACCUGACAGUGAUAACUGUAUUCUAUGGGACUCUCUUCUUUAUGUAUGUGCAGCCCAAGUCCAGUGAGUCCUUUGAUACUGAUCAAGUGGCCUCUUUAUUUUAUACUCUGGUAAUACCCAUGCUGAAUCCUAUGAUCUACAGUUUAAGAAACAAAGAGGUGAAAAAUGCUGUAUGUAGAACUUGGAAUAUGUGUGCAAAUGUUCUGCUUAAAAUUCCCUGGAGGAUACACUAA
Messenger RNA from Phacochoerus africanus (Common warthog), 963 nucleotides. RefSeq names its product olfactory receptor 8K3-like. The coding region runs from base 1 to 963 and encodes 320 amino acids. The record is from RefSeq and is a predicted model, not a curated record. Gene Ontology annotation, cellular component: membrane. Gene Ontology annotation, biological process: G protein-coupled receptor signaling pathway; sensory perception of smell. Gene Ontology annotation, molecular function: olfactory receptor activity; G protein-coupled receptor activity; odorant binding. The transcript has a single exon. Lineage: Eukaryota; Metazoa; Chordata; Mammalia; Artiodactyla; Suidae.